Messenger RNA from Trematomus bernacchii (emerald rockcod), 2326 nucleotides. RefSeq names its product sodium/glucose cotransporter 4-like. Gene Ontology annotation, molecular function: D-glucose:sodium symporter activity. NCBI's taxonomy places the organism in Eukaryota, Metazoa, Chordata, Actinopteri, Perciformes, Nototheniidae. The transcript is spliced from 13 exons. The record is from RefSeq and is a predicted model, not a curated record. The coding region runs from base 42 to 1997 and encodes 651 amino acids. Gene Ontology annotation, biological process: transmembrane transport. Gene Ontology annotation, cellular component: plasma membrane.
UCCCUGCAGGCAGCACUGCCCCCCCCCCCUCAAGGCUCAGCAUGGAGGCGGCUGACAUCGCUGUCCUCGUCCUCUACUUUGUCUUCGUCAUGCUCGUUGGGAUCUGGUCUUCGGCCCGGGCUAAUCGCAGCACGGUUAGGGGCUACUUCCUGGCCGGCCGCUCCAUGACCUGGUGGCCUAUCGGAGCCUCUCUGAUGUCCAGCAACGUGGGCAGCGGCCUCUUCAUCGGCCUGGCAGGAACAGGAGCCGCCGGGGGCAUCGCGGUGGGGGGGUUCGAGUGGAACGCAGCCUGGGUGCUGGUGGCUCUGGGCUGGAUCUUUAUUCCGGUCUACAUCUCUGCCGGGGUGAUCACGAUGCCCGAAUACCUGGCCAAGCGCUUCGGAGGCCAGAGGAUCCGCAUCUACAUGUCCGUGCUGUCACUCAUCCUGUACAUCUUCACCAAAAUAUCUACAGACAUAUUUUCGGGAGCAUUGUUUAUCCAGGUGUCGCUGGGCUGGGACCUCUAUCUGUCUACCGGAGUACUGCUGCUGGUCACUGCUGUUUACACUGUGGCAGGUGGCCUGGCAGCAGUGAUCUACACUGAUGCACUCCAGACUGUGAUCAUGGUUGGGGGGUCCUUUGCACUCAUGUUCAUAGCCUUUGCAGAGAUCGGCUGGUAUGAGGGUCUUGUGGAGGGUUACAUGUCGGCGGUGCCCUCGGUGACGGUUGCUAACACCACCUGCCACCUGCCUCGCAGCGACGCUUUCAGCCUGUUCAGAGACCCAGUGUCGGGGGACAUCCCCUGGCCCGGCCUGCUGUUCGGACUCACUGUUCUGGCUACCUGGGUCUGGUGCACGGACCAGGUUAUAGUCCAGAGGUCUCUCUCGGCUAAGUCUUUGUCUCAUGCCAAAGGCGGCAGUGUGUUGGGGGGGUACCUCAAGCUGCUGCCCAUGUUCUUCAUCGUCAUGCCAGGCAUGAUCAGCCGAUCACUGUUCCCAGACGAGGUAGCUUGUGUGGAUCCAGCAGUGUGUCAGAGUGUGUGUGGCGCUGCAGUCGGCUGCUCCAACAUCGCCUACCCUAAAUUAGUGAUGGAGCUAAUGCCUGUGGGUCUGCGGGGGCUGAUGCUGGCCGUGAUGCUAGCCGCUCUCAUGUCCUCCCUGACCUCCAUCUUUAACAGCAGCUCCACCCUGUUCACUCUGGACCUGUACCACCAGGCCAGACCGGCAGCCACAGAGAGGGAGCUGAUGGUGGUGGGGAGGGUGUUCGUCCUGGUCAUGGUGUGUGUGAGUCUGAUGUGGAUUCCCGUCAUCCAGACAGCCAACAGUGGACAGCUGUUCGAUUACAUCCAAUCAGUGACCAGCUUUCUGGCUCCUCCCAUCACCGCGGUCUUCCUGAUGGCCAUCCUGUGGCCCCGUGCUAACGAGCAGGGUGCGUUCUGGGGUCUGAUGGGGGGGCUGCUGGUGGGACUGGUCCGGAUGGUUCUGGAGUUCAGUUUCAAAGCUCCGGCCUGCGGGCAGCCUGACGGCCGGCCUGCGCUCCUGGCUCAGGUCCACUAUCUGCACUUUGCCCUGAUCCUGCUGGCUCUCACCUGCCUCAUCAUCGCUGCUGUCAGCCUGGCCACGCCCCCCAUCCCUGAAGAACAUCUCUACAGGCUCACCUGGUGGUCCAGACACAGCCAGGAGCCUCGCCUCGACCUCACAGCUCCCCAGGUGACCUCUGGCCCGGUGACCUCUGGCCCGGUGACCUCUGGCCCGGUGACCUCUGACCCGAUGACCUCUGACCCGGUGACCUCUGGCCCGGUGACCUCUGGCCCGGUGACCUCUGGCCCGGUGACCUCCUGGUGGAGGAGGGCUGCUCUGAGGCUCUGCGGUCUGAAUGCUCCCGGCUCUGAGGCUGCGGAGCCUGAAGGCAUCGGGCUGAACUCUCUGCAGGAGGCGCCGCUCUGGAGGAACGUCUGCAAUAUAAAUGCACUGCUGCUGCUGACCAUCAACGUGUUCCUGUGGGGGUACUUCGCCUAACCAUGGGUGAACUGGGAGGCUGGACUGAUGAACUGGACUGAUGAACUGGACUGAUGAACUGGACUGAUGUUCUGGACUGAUGAACUGGACUGAUGUUCUGGACUGAUGUUCUGGACUGAUGUUCUGGACUGAUGAACUGGACUGAUGAACUGGACUGAUGAACUGGACUGAUGUUCUGGACUGAUGUUCUGGACUGAUGAACUGGACUGAUGUUCUGGACUGAUGAACUGGACUAUCUGCUCUUUCUCUCACUAGCAGCAGGUCUACAGACUGUGAUGUCAAUACAGGGAACCAGCCUGUUUUUUUGGUGAUUCGUUAAUUAAAUUAUU